AUGAGAGCAUUUGUCCUAACAUCAAUCCUGGCUGCUUUAGCCAAGGCUUCCCCUAUCAGAAAUCUUGUUACCAGAGACACCGUUGAUUUUGUUACCGGCACGUACUCGCAGGCUAUUCCUGUGGAUGCGUCCAUAGAAUGUUCAAGCUUAGACAUGACCUACAAAUGUGGUCAGGAUAACUACCCAUGUGCUUCCGGUGAUAUUUCCGAUGUUACUGAUUUAGGUAAUAACCAUUAUGAGAUUACCUUCACUUUUGCUAGUGAUGACUGUAUUGAUAUUUCUAACUUGGGUGAGGCUAAAAUCAUUGGUAUUGAUUCCCCAGAAUCUGGAACCAACCUUCUUCUCUCCAGAAACUCCAACGUGUUCAAGAUUGAUGAUGCAUGUCACUGGUCGGCUACUUUCGUCAUUAAUGGUAAGCAGGACGGCUCUCAAAUUUGUACCCCUUCUUUCACCGUUCAAUACGACUGGUUCUCUGGUGCAGGUGUGUCUACCAGUGAAAAGUCUAGCUGGAAAUACUCAGGCUCUUAUGACUAUUUGCUCAGCUGUUCCACAAAUAACAUGGGUCAAUCUAAUGGUGACUGGCCUGUUGCCUCAGAAUCAUCCUCUGCUGCUACGGAAUCUUCAUCCAAGGCAUCUGAGACUUCAGAAACAGCUGGCACUUCUUACAGUACUUUGACUACAGUUUCGUCCACAGUGUUUGUUACAACAACUUGUACGAUCGAUACCUGUGCAACUUUCACUACGACAGUUCCAAUUACCAAGAUUACCACUGUUCCAUGCAGUACAUCAGGAGAGAAAUCGACUAGCUACAUUACCAGUACUAGUAUUGGAUCGGCAAUCAUUACUUCUACUUCCAGUGGUAAAACUUUCACUACCGUUGUUCCAAUCACUGAGGUUGUCACAGUUCCUUGCGACUCUACCGAGACCACUAAGAUCACCGUUUAUCCAACAACCAUCAACUCUACAGUGAAUGGCGAGUCUAGUGCUACCUCAACAGCGGUUGUUUCUGCUGCGGUUACUUCUCAGCCAGAGGCCGUCACUUCUGCAGCCCCAGUUUCUUCUUCUAAUUCUAUCAACCCAUCUACUACAGUCGCUACUUCUUCUUCAAAGUCAACCACUGCUGCCGCCAGUACAAUUGCAUCUCUUACCGAAUUUGCAGGUGAAGCUGGUGCAUUGUCUCCAAGAUUCUCUAGUAUCAUCGCUUUUGCUUUUGGCUUUGCUGCAUUGAUCAUCGAAGCCUGA
This is a messenger RNA of Brettanomyces nanus, 1242 nucleotides long. RefSeq lists its product as uncharacterized. Bases 1 to 1242 code for a protein of 413 amino acids. The transcript is spliced from 2 exons. The record is from RefSeq and is a predicted model, not a curated record. Lineage: Eukaryota; Fungi; Ascomycota; Pichiomycetes; Pichiales; Pichiaceae.